Molecule: messenger RNA, 1662 nt
Organism: Choloepus didactylus (southern two-toed sloth)
Lineage: Eukaryota; Metazoa; Chordata; Mammalia; Pilosa; Megalonychidae
Gene: TTLL2
Product: tubulin tyrosine ligase like 2
Exons: 1
Biological process (GO): microtubule cytoskeleton organization; protein polyglutamylation
Cellular component (GO): cilium
Molecular function (GO): tubulin binding; tubulin-glutamic acid ligase activity
Source: RefSeq, a predicted model, not a curated record
AAACCUUAUGUGAUGGCAGAAGGCGAAAAUUCAGGGCCCACCUUGAAACCACUGGUGUUUCACGUGGAUGAAACCACUCCUAAAGUAGUGCAAAGUGUCCUCCUGGAGCGUGGCUGGAAUGAGUUCAAUCGGCAAGAGCACAGUGUUGAAGGCUGGAAUCUGUACUGGAAGACUUCUUUUCGAAUGACCGAACAUACCAACGUUAAGCCUUGGCAGCGGCUGAACCAUCACCCAGGAACAACCAAACUUACCAGGAAGGACCAUUUGGCCAAAUGCCUAAUGAACAUGAGAAGAAUUUAUGGCACUUCUCUUUAUGAAUUCAUUCCUCAGACAUUUAUCAUGCCCAGUGACUAUAACAAGUUUGUAGCUGCAUAGUCUAAGGAGAAACAGAUGCUGGGUGCAAAGCAUAGCUACUGGAUUUGCAAGCUUGCAGAAUUGUCUCGUGGGAGGGGAAUACUAAUUUUCAGUGACAUCAAGGACUUACUCUUUGAUGAUACGGAUAUCGUCCAGAAGUACAUCUGCAACCCUUUGCUGGUUGGUAAAUAUAAAUGUGACCUUCGCAUCUAUGUUUGUGUCAUUGGCUUCAAGCCUUUGACCGUUUAUAUUUAUCAGGAAGGAUUAGUGUGGUUCGCCACGGAAAAGUUUGAUCUCAGUGAUUUGCAUAAUGAUUAUGCCCAUUUGACCAACAGCAGCAUCAACACAUCUGGGGCCUCAUAUGAGAAGAUAAAAGAGGUGAUUGGUCAUGGUUCCAAAUGGACACUCAGUAGGUUCUUUUCCUACCUCCAUAGUUAUGAUGGGGACCAUCCACUUUUGUGGCAGAAAAUCAGCCACAUGGCUGUUCUCACAGUGCUUGCCAUGGCCCCCUCGGUCCCCUGUGCUGCCAACUGCUUUGGGCUCUUUGGAUUUGACAUUCUGAUCGAUGACAAUUUUAAGCCAUGGCUUUUAGAAGUUAACUAUAGCCCAGCCUUAUCCUUGGGAUGUAAGGCUGAUGUUACAGUGAAGAGAAAACUUAUCCAUGAUGUUAUUGAACUGAUUCACUUAAAUGGUCCCAGAAAGGAGGGGAAAGAAUGUAGUCAUGCUUUGUGUGGGCCUUCGGAUGUCUCCUUUGCUAAAAGUGAUAGAGGUAGAUUCGGUUAUGUUGGCAGUUCUCGUCCUUGUGGGUCUCUCUCAUGCUUCACAAGCAGAAUAUUUAAAAUGGACAAAUCUAAACAAAAAGCUGUAGGAGCAUGUCCCAAAAAUGCACGUACCUCCCAACUUAGAGAAAUGAUGAACAUGCAGAAGAAUUUAGCUCUAUCAGCAAGAGAGCCACCCAAAGUCAAACCAAAGUUAAAAAGUGGGCAUGCCCCUGGCAUGACAUUCACACCCCACCUGUCACUCGUGCCAUUGCACACCUGCAAGCCAACCAUCUCCUCGAGUUUCCUCUCAGACAACAGCAAGAAGCCAGACCCCCAUGCAGGCAACUUUGUCCUCAUUUUUCCUUUCAAUGAAGCUGCUUUUGGAGCUUCUGGGAAUGGAUUAAAUGUCAAAAGAAUAGUCCAAGAGCUCCAGAAACAAAUGAAUAAGCAACAUUCCCAAGUGGCAGGAAAUAAAACAAAAAAGUGACAUCCCAGGGAAAGAGACAGCUUAAGUCCGUGCCUGACACAUUCAGACUAUUAACUACAU